UCUUUGUUUCUGUCUCUCCUUGAGAAGAAGAGGGAGCGAAAGAGAGAAUCUGAGUGCAUGUUUUUGGGAGUCUACUGGAGUUGAGUGCUGCCUCCUCUCUCUGAUUUUGGAGUUCUCUCAUACCAAAAUGGUGAAUCCUCGGAUUCCACUUUCAAGGAUCCCAACCUUCAAACUUUUCACUUCUGCUAUAACAUUAGCUCUCUGCACUUUCUUCGUCCUUUCUUUUCUCUUCACUACUCAUUCUUAUUCUUCCCAUCAACACCAUUUCACGGGUUCUGAGGGUGGUAUUUCACAUGGAUUUGAGUCAAUAAGGAGAUCCAUUCUAGCUCUGAAAACAGAUCCUCUGAAGCCUCGACUAGACCAGAUUCGUAAGCAAGCUGAUGAUCAUCGUUCUUUGGCUCUUGUGUAUGCUUCCUAUGCACGCAAACUCAAGCUCGAGAGCUCAAAGCUUGUCAGGAUUUUCGCAGAGCUAUCGGUAAACUUCUCAGAUCUAAUGAAAAAACCUCAGUACAGGACUCUUUUCAGCAGUGAUGCAUCCCCUGUUGAUGAAUCGGUGGUUCGACAAUUGGAGAAGGAAGUGAAGGAGCGCAUUAAGACCACACGCCAGGUGAUUGGCGAUGCCAAAGAAUCCUUUGAUAACCAGCUCAAGAUUCAGAAGUUGAAGGAUACGAUUUUCUCGGUGAAUGAGCAGUUAACUAAGGCAAAGAAGCAGGGUGCUUUCUCGAGCCUCAUUGCUGCCAAGUCGAUUCCAAAGAGUUUGCAUUGUCUCUCCAUGAGGUUGAUGGAAGAGAGGAUUGCCCAUCCUGAGAAGUACACAACUGAGGGGAAGCCUACCCCUCCAGAAGUUGAGGAUCCUAACCUGUACCACUAUGCCUUGUUCUCUGACAAUGUUGUUGCAGCAUCUGUUGUGGUCAAUUCAGCAACAAAGAAUGCAAAGGAGCCAUGGAAGCAUGUGUUUCAUGUUGUGACUGAUAAGAUGAACCUUGGAGCAAUGCAAGUGAUGUUUAAGUUGAAGGAUUAUAAUGGUGCACACAUUGAGGUCAAGGCAGUGGAGGAUUACAAGUUUCUGAACUCUUCUUAUGUUCCGGUCCUUAAACAAUUGGAGUCUGCUAACCUCCAGAGAUUUUACUUCGAGAACAAGCUUGAGAAUGCUACAAAGGACACUAAUAAUAUGAAGUUUAGGAAUCCCAAAUAUUUGUCCAUAUUGAACCAUUUAAGGUUCUACUUGCCAGAAAUGUACCCAAAGCUGCAUAAAAUUUUGUUUUUGGAUGAUGACAUUGUGGUUCAGAAGGAUCUUACCGGGUUGUGGAAGAUUGAUAUGGAUGGCAAGGUUAAUGGAGCUGUAGAAACAUGUUUUGGAUCAUUCCAUAGAUAUGCACAGUACAUGAACUUCUCACACCCCUUGAUUAAAGCAAAAUUUAGUCCAAAGGCUUGUGCAUGGGCUUAUGGAAUGAAUUUCUUUGAUUUGGAUGCAUGGAGAAGGGAAAAAUGCACGGAAGAAUAUCAUUACUGGCAGAAUCUGAAUGAAAACCGAACACUAUGGAAAUUAGGGACAUUGCCACCAGGUCUGAUCACAUAUUACUCAACAACUAAACCACUGGAUAAGUCAUGGCAUGUUCUGGGACUUGGCUAUAAUCCAAGCAUCAGCAUGGAUGAGAUUAACAAUGCAGCAGUGGUGCACUUCAAUGGCAACAUGAAACCAUGGCUUGACAUUGCAAUGGCUCAAUUCAAGCCUCUUUGGACAAAGUAUGUUGACUAUGAAUUAGAUUUCGUUCAGGCAUGCAAUUUUGGUAUCUAAAUGGGCGAGUUUCUUUACACUUGGUGAUGCUGUUUAGGUUUGAUAUAUAAUGCUUAUACCUUUAACGAAGUUCCGAGCUGGUGCAAGAUAAAAUCUGGCUUUUUCUUUUAAUUGUAUAAUACUUAGUGUAGUAAUUCUCUUAUCUCCUCUUAUUUAUUUUAACAUUUAUGGAAUAAUCUUAUUUAAAAGAUGUCAUUGAUCCUGAACAAUAGUAUUACUGAAUUAAAUGUUGUGCUUUUUACUUUUUGUCA
This is a messenger RNA of Vigna radiata var. radiata (mung bean), 2049 nucleotides long. RefSeq names its product galacturonosyltransferase 8. The transcript is spliced from 3 exons. Gene Ontology annotation, molecular function: polygalacturonate 4-alpha-galacturonosyltransferase activity. The record is from RefSeq and is a predicted model, not a curated record. Bases 128 to 1798 code for a protein of 556 amino acids. NCBI's taxonomy places the organism in Eukaryota, Viridiplantae, Streptophyta, Magnoliopsida, Fabales, Fabaceae.